AUGGCGGCCCAGCCCAUUCCCACCCAAAACCUCGACAAGCUCCAGGCCCUCGAGUCCUCAACCGGCUCAUGGGAGCGCGGACGCAGCUCUGCCAACGCUCGCUCGCCGGACACAACCUCGGUCCUCGAGACGUCGAUGCGCAAGCUCGCCGUCGACUCCACCCAGGCUGCGGCCGGUCCCUCGGUUGUUACCGCCACUGCCCCCCUCAUCCCCGCCCGCUCCGAGUCUCGUUCGUCCCCGCUCCACCCGCGUACACCUCGUGAGGGCUACGGUUUCCGCCCGCACUCUGGUGCCAACACCCCCUCGGCGCCUGCGCUCCUCUCCCCCGAGGCCAAGCCGGUGACCACCGACGACGCCGAGGUCGACGACAAGCAGCUCAACGACGAGGUCCGCGCCGCUCUCUCUACCACUGCUCCCGCACCUGUGGGCAAGGACGCUACCAUCCCCGAGGGCGGUAUCGUGGAUCAGUACGGUCUUGGCUGGCCUGCCAAGUCGACUCACCUCCGUCUCCAGUCCACCCCCGAGCAGCAGGCGGCCAACCUUGAGGUCCUGGCUGGUGCGAUCCGUACCGUUCUCGAGUGCAUCGGCGAGGACCCCGACCGUGAGGGUCUGCUGCGUACUCCCGAGCGCUACGCGCACGCUCUCAUGUGGAUGACCAAGGGCUACGAGGAGCGUCUGGCAACUGUUAUCAACGAUGCGGUCUUUGCCGAGGACCACGACGAGAUGGUCAUUGUGCGUGACAUUGACGUCUACUCGCUGUGCGAGCACCACAUGGUUCCCUUCACCGGCAAGAUUUCCAUCGGAUACAUUCCCAACAAGCUCGUCCUUGGCCUGUCCAAGCUCGCCCGUAUCUCCGAGACCUUUGCUCGUCGCCUGCAGGUCCAGGAGCGCCUCACUCGCCAGGUCGCUCUGGCUAUCAUGGAGGCUAUCCGUCCCCGUGGUGUCGCUGUCGUCAUGGAGGCUAGCCACAUGUGCAUGACCAUGCGCGGUGUGCAAAAGCCCGGAGCCACCACCGUCACUUCCACCAUGCUCGGCUGCUUCCGCACCCAGCAGAAGACCCGCGAAGAGUUCCUCACUCUCAUCCGCACGCCCAGCAGCGCCCGCCACUAG
Apiotrichum porosum is the source of this 1110-nucleotide messenger RNA. RefSeq lists its product as uncharacterized. The record is from RefSeq and is a predicted model, not a curated record. The transcript is spliced from 2 exons. Gene Ontology annotation, cellular component: cytoplasm. NCBI's taxonomy places the organism in Eukaryota, Fungi, Basidiomycota, Tremellomycetes, Trichosporonales, Trichosporonaceae. Gene Ontology annotation, molecular function: GTP binding; GTP cyclohydrolase I activity; zinc ion binding. Gene Ontology annotation, biological process: tetrahydrofolate biosynthetic process; tetrahydrobiopterin biosynthetic process. The coding region runs from base 1 to 1110 and encodes 369 amino acids.